AUGGGUUAUCCACAUUUCGCACCGACUCUCCUCUGGAAUUUACCUCUCCCAAGCGAACUAGGUGUUAAGAAGCCGGCAAAUAUAUUCGCAUUCUCCCUGGACGAUAAGUUCCUUUUCACUUUACACGAAGAUCAGGGUGGUAUAUUGUGGGAUCUUACUACCACUUCUUUGCCUCGAAAGCUGGAAUUCGGUCAGGAUAAUCCUAGCUCAAAACAUCCUAUCAGGGCUGCCGCAUUAGAUGGAAAUAAUGGACUCAUAAUAGCUUUUGGUCUCACCCAUCCCGCUGAAUAUUAUAAUAUUCCUAAGGAUGGCACAUUAUUAAAAUUAGCGAACUACGUCCUUCCAGUGGCGAACGACGUCAAAGUCUCCAGAGAUGGCAGCGUAUUCGCGUUCACGACAGGGGCUACCGUGGAGCUAUGGGAUGCACAUAGCUUUCAGGAGGUUAAAGUUCUCAUACCGAAUGUUGAAACUCGUAACCAGUUUGAAAAGGUUGCUCUCUCUCAGGAUAAUAAAUAUGUUGCAACAAUCGAUUCCGAAGGUCAAUUCUUCGUUUGGGGGCUGGACAAUGAUUUCCACAAGGUCUCGCAGAAUAGUGAGGUUGGCAUAGACCUGGGGCAAGGAUGGAUUCCGUCGAGUAUUGGCUUAAGUGAACACAAUUUCGUGAUGGCUGCCCUAAGAAAGCGAACGACUUUGGGUCAGGACUCCUGGAUGCUAAUGUCGUGGGGCUAUAAAUACGAAGGGCCUGACAAUACGCUAUAUGCUAAAGAAUACCCAAACUGCGCGCUAACCUGCGUCGCGCCCAGCACUGUGUUUAGUGUUUCUCUAACCCCGGAGGGCCAUUUGAGAGGGAGCGAUAGCAUGCUCUGGCCGCUAUUCUCGACUGAGCAGGGUGCCAGUAAAAAAGGCAAGGCCGUAUCGUGUGGAAUAUCCGAAAGCAGUAAAGUUUUCGCUGCAGCUAGGACUAACGGUCGCGUAGCUGUAUGGCGAUUAUAUACUCAAGACGCAGAUCCUAACGAGCGGUAUCCGGGAUAA
Daldinia childiae is the source of this 1032-nucleotide messenger RNA. Its product is annotated as putative wd-40 repeat-containing serine threonine protein kinase protein. The transcript has 2 exons. The record is from RefSeq and is a predicted model, not a curated record. Bases 1 to 1032 code for a protein of 343 amino acids. Lineage: Eukaryota; Fungi; Ascomycota; Sordariomycetes; Xylariales; Hypoxylaceae. Gene Ontology annotation, molecular function: protein binding.